This is a messenger RNA of Gymnodraco acuticeps, 5802 nucleotides long. RefSeq names its product short transient receptor potential channel 7-like. The record is from RefSeq and is a predicted model, not a curated record. Gene Ontology annotation, molecular function: protein binding; store-operated calcium channel activity; inositol 1,4,5 trisphosphate binding. Bases 130 to 3150 code for a protein of 1006 amino acids. Lineage: Eukaryota; Metazoa; Chordata; Actinopteri; Perciformes; Bathydraconidae. Gene Ontology annotation, cellular component: membrane; cation channel complex. Gene Ontology annotation, biological process: calcium ion transmembrane transport; manganese ion transport; regulation of cytosolic calcium ion concentration. The transcript has 12 exons.
UGUAUGAAGGUGGAGGCUCGACUUGUCGCUGCUGCGCGGCAGAAGAAACUUGUGCAGUUAAAACUUUGACAAACAUCGUUACAUUUCUGCCACAUACCCAGACAUAUAUGCUUCUCAAGAACUCUCCCAAUGUUUGACGAAGGAGAGGAAACCGACAGCGGCGAGAGAGCCCGGCUCCCUGAGUCUCCCUCCCCGCCUUUGACUGUAUGUCUUCCCGGAGGAUCUCCUUCCUCACCGCGGCCCCUGGACCUCUUCUCCUCCGCCUGUCCUCUGCUGGGGGACACAGACCCGCCAUACCUCGCCACUCCGGAGUGUCUUCACUUGUCUGCGGAGAAGCUGGGACCCGGGGACUCCCCGCACUACUCGCCGCCAAAGUUCUGCUGGAGAACCGGGGACACCGACUCUCCGUUUAGGUCGCGGCACGAGGUGCGGAUAGAUGAUUUGUAUGACCGCCAUGACCCGUUACCCAAAUGGAGAGGACGAGGCGCUGCGAACGCGGAGCGCCUUCAGCACCGCGGACAGAGACAGCACGGGGCUCCGGAGCUCUCGGACCAUGGGAACCACUCCACGGAGCUCAUCGACACCGGGUUCAACUCCGACACCAGGCAAACGGAAGCCAUGCAUCGCCGUCACACCACUCUGAGAGAAAAGGGGCGUCGCCAGGCCGUGCGGGGUCCGGCUUACAUGUUCAAUGAACGAGGCUCGGCCCUCACCGCAGAGGAGGAGCGUUUUCUGGAUGCUGCUGAAUAUGGAAACAUUCCUGUGGUCCGCAAAAUGCUGGAAGAGUCCAAAACCCUUAACUUCAAUUGUGUCGACUACAUGGGCCAGAAUGCUUUGCAGCUCGCAGUGGGCAAUGAGCAUCUAGAAGUGACUGAGCUGCUCCUGAAGAAGAACGGUUUGGCCCGAAUUGGGGAUGGCCUGCUUUUGGCUAUCUCCAAAGGUUACGUUCGAAUUGUUGAAGCUAUUCUUGCCCACCCUGCUUUUGGCGGAGGUAUCCGACUUGCUCUGAGUCCUGUGGAGCAGGAGAUGCGUGAUGACGACUUUUAUGCUUAUGACGAGGAUGGGACGCGUUUUUCACACGACGUCACACCCGUCAUCCUCGCUGCUCACUGCCAGGAGUACGAGAUCGUCCACAUCCUUUUGACGAAGGGGGCCCGCAUAGAAAGGCCUCAUGACUACUUCUGUAAGUGUUUAGAAUGCGAGGAGAAGCAGAAGAUAGACUCGUUCAGUCACUCACGCUCCAGGAUGAAUGCGUAUAAGGGCCUGGCCAGUGCAGCGUACCUGUCGCUCAGCAGUGAAGACCCUGUGCUCACUGCCCUGGAGCUCAGCAACGAACUGGCAAGGCUGGCCAACAUCGAGACAGAGUUCAAGAACGACUACCGUAAGUUGUCGAUGCAGUGUAAGGACUUUGUGGUGGGUGUGUUGGAUCUUUGUCGGAACACGGAGGAGGUGGAAGCCAUACUGAACGGCGACGUGGACGUGUGCCCCCCCAGCGCCUACAACCGACCAUGCCUCAGCCGCGUCAUAUUGGCCAUCAAGUACGAAGUCAAGAAGUUUGUGGCCCAUCCCAACUGCCAACAGCAGCUGCUGACUAUCUGGUACGAGAACCUGCCCGAUCUGAGGCAGCAGUCUGUGUGUGUGAAGACCUGGACGGUGCUGGGGGUCGCUGCAGGUCUGCCCUUUCUGGCUGUUGCCUACUGGAUAAUGCCAUGCAGCAAGAUUGGUCAGAUCCUGCGAAGCCCCUUUAUGAAGUUUGUGGCCCACGCCGUCUCCUUCACCAUCUUCCUGGGUCUGCUGGUUUUAAACGCCUCCGAUCGCUUUGAGGGUGUCAAGAACCUGCCCAACGAGACCAUCACAGACCACCCACGCCAGGUGUUCAGGGUCAAGACCACCCAGUUCUCCUGGACAGAGAUGUUGAUCAUGAAGUGGGUUUUGGGUAUGAUUUGGUCAGAAUGCAAGGAGAUAUGGACUGACGGGCCCAGAGAGUACAUCAUGCACCUGUGGAACGUCCUGGAUUUUGGCAUGUUGUCCAUCUUUGUGGCCUCCUACACAGCACGCUUCAUGGCGUUCGUGAAGGCGACCAAAGCCCAGCAGUAUGUGGACCUGCACGUUCCAGACGAAGACAUCAGCACCGCCUCUCUACCUGAGGAAGUCGCCUACUUUACUUUCGCCAGGAACAAGUGGCGCCCCUCAGACCCCCAGAUUAUCUCAGAAGGCCUGUACGCCAUCGCUGUGGUUCUGAGCUUCUCACGCAUCGCCUACAUCCUGCCAGCCAAUGAGAGCUUCGGCCCUCUGCAGAUCUCACUCGGGCGCACAGUCAAAGAUAUCUUCAAGUUCAUGGUCAUCUUCAUCAUGGUGUUUGUGGCCUUUAUGAUCGGCAUGUUCAACCUAUACUCGUACUACCUGGGAGCCAAGUACAAUCCUGCCUUCACCACGGUGGAGGAGAGUUUUAAGACUCUUUUCUGGUCGAUUUUCGGGCUGUCUGAAGUGAUCUCAGUGGUGCUGAAGUACGAUCACAAGUUCAUAGAGAACAUCGGCUACGUGCUGUACGGAGUCUACAAUGUGACGAUGGUGGUCGUCCUUCUCAACAUGCUCAUUGCUAUGAUCAACAACUCCUACCAGGAGAUAGAGGAGGAUGCUGACGUGGAGUGGAAGUUUGCCCGAGCAAAGUUGUGGAUCUCCUACUUUGACGAGGGCCGAACGCUGCCCGCUCCCUUCAACCUGGUUCCCAGCCCAAAGUCUUUCUACUACAUGGUCCUUCGCAUCAAGUCCUGCCUGAUACACCUCUGCAAGGCCAACAGCCGUCGCCAUAACAACGAGCUGGAGCUGGGCAUGCUCAACUCCCAGGCUAAGGAUGAACCCCUCAGGACUUAUCCCCGCCCCGGAGAAGAGUUCAUCUCCAGAAAAUCUGGAAAACACCCGACCAGAUAUGAGAAUAUCAUGAAGCGCCUGAUUAAGCGCUUUGUGCUGAAGGCUCAAGUGGACAGAGAGAACGACGAAGUGAAUGAAGGCGAGCUGAAGGAGAUCAAACAAGACAUUUCCAGCCUCCGUUAUGAGCUCCUGGAGGAGAAAUCCGACGCCGCCGGAGAGCUGGCUCUGCUCAUCCAACAACUUGGCGACAAGUUUGGCCAGAACACCAUGAGACACUGACAGGUCUCGCGGGAAGGAGAAAGAGAGGCAAGGAGGGGGGGAGAUGUGAAAACAGGGGCAGAGAGCAAGGUCGACGAAGGUAUUUUAAGAACACGACAGGGAAGAAAGAGGAGGAAAAGCAUAAGAGAUAAAUAGAAAACGGGCAUGAUGAGAAAUGUUGCUAACUGAAAGCAAUCGGCAAGUAUUUUGUAUAUGCAACGACUAAUUAGGGAGGAAUGUGAAAAAGAAGAUGGAUGCAACUGCGAGUGAGCAUUAGGUGAAAGGGUCAAAGGUGAAGUAAACUCGGUCAGAGGUGGGAUGUGUUGACGGUUAAAUUCUAAUUUAAAAACAGCAACUACAGGAAGUGAGAGAGGAGGAGAAGACAGAGGCAUGCAGGAUGGGGGGGGGGGGUAGAGGGAAGCGAAUAAGGAGGAAAACACAAGCACUAUGAGAUAUAAAGAAGCACCACAGGGCAGAAGACUGAGGCAGCGCCCCAUCCACUGCCAAGAGAUAUCAGCACAUCACUGACUCUGAGCGAGGAGAAGGGGUGAGAGAGGGAGAGAGCUGGAGGGUGAGUGGGUACAAGAAAGUAGGAUCUGGAGAAGUGCCACUCUCAAUUGUUCUCAGCAGACAGGCUGGCUUUGCUUCUUUGUCUUCACUUUGCCCGGACCAGCAUAGUGACGCCUGUCGAGGAACUGUACUCCGCUUUAAUCAGCAGGCUAUCUAAUUAAUGCAUUUCCAUCCACGAUGCACAACCUUUGAUCAGGAGUCCCAUGAUUCAGGAAAAAGCGGUGAAACAAUGUAGCAUUUAUGCACUCAUGUGAAAGUCAUUAAAGCUCCCUCUAAAAUGCAGGCAGUGAGCUUUGUAUGUCACACAGUGUGUUGUGAAAACAUCUAUAUCUAUACAAUAUUCAGAGUAUUGCAGCUCUAUGUGAACUGUCGCCCAAUAAAUGUUAUGUUAGUAAAAUAGUACUUUGUAGGGUUACAAAAAAUAAAGGUUGGGAUUAGAAUUACUCCAGACAACAUGUAUUUGACAUUAUUUACUUCAAAUACAAUCUGAGUUAGAACUGUAUGUUUUAUUCACCUAGUUAAUUAAAUGUUUAAUAUUAUAACAGUAGAAAAUGCACAUGCUUCCAGAAAGUAUACACGUGUGGGUACUUCAUGAACAGCAAAUACAGACAGUUUAUACAGAUGUGUAUUUUCCACAUGAUAACUCUCCUAAACUACACAGUAGCAUGAACAACUUAAAGCCAAUAUCAAUGUUAAACAGGAACCAGAAAUCUGUUUUUGUUGUGCCUUUGCAGGACAAAGUGUCUCUAUUUUCUAAAAAUGGUAACCAAAAAGCAACAUGACUGACGUUUUGUGUGUCCAGCUUUAAAAAGCAUGAGUGACUACUACACAAUUCCGUCUGAUUGCUUUAGGCCAACCAGACGUCUGUGAGAUGAGGAAAUGUGGCAGAUAUAGAGCGAUGGGAUUUAAGACUUUUGAAACAGCAGUGCAAUCAUUUGGCUAUAAAACAAAAACAGGGAUUGUGCUGCAGAAGCUGUGUGGAGUCAUGUUAUGGUCUUGUUUUUCUUUGGGAGACUUAUUUGACAUGCCCCUUCACUAGCUGGCUUAGAUACAAAUUCACCAGUUAUUUGAUUUACGUGAGGAUCUGAAGUUGAACUGUUGCUUUAACUAAAAUUCGACUUAGAGGAAAUGUGUUCCCAAUAAUAAUAACCAGAUUGAUACAAUUCUGCCCAUUAUAACUUGUAUUGUGAAGUGGAAUACACAGGGGGGGAUCCCCAAUCUUGAACAGACUCAGGAUUCGGCCACUUGAAGGAGAUUCUCUCAUGUUAUUGUAUUUCUACUAAGAAUGCUUCAGUCAUCUCUAAAAUAUAGUUUCUUAAUUGAUGGCAUGCUAUUUUCUCCUGUCUACUUCUGGCAAACAGCAACAUUGAAUGUUGUUCAUUAAAAUGGUCAUGACUAAGGCAGUUUUAGUAUUUCUACAUUGGAUCAAAAGAGCAUACAUUGGUUCCUCCAGGGGUUCAUCUGGGGAUUCAGAUAAACUAUAUUACUUUUCCUUUACACCCCUUUAAGAAAACAAUUGGAUGAAAUAUUAUAAAGCUAUGAGAUAAGGAUCAUAUGAACACAUUUAGAGGGCUUGCAAUUCAACCUUGCAGGACUGAGAUGAGUUAUUGACAAAUGUAUCUAUAUUUGAAUGCUUACAGGUAGUUUUUAAAUGUCCUAAGGUUAAAAGCCAAAGCUCACAUGUAGGUGCAGUUUCCCCCACACGUAAAUGUUUAUCGAUCAUUUAAUCUAAGGAUUAAAUCUUAAUUGAACCGUUGACUUUUUAGAAAUAUGAGGUAUUCAACCUUAUGUGACUAUUUUGUUUCAGGUACACACAUGUUGUUUAGAGUCAAGUAUGCAUUUAAGUAAGUAGUGUGAUCUGUGUCUUAUUUAUUUGUACUGUACUGUAUGUGUCAGAGACUGAACGAGCAGCUAACUAUUUUCUGUGUGCAGAACCAGGCUACGAGAUAAAAGCCUCAGAGAAGGUUUUAUUAUUCACACUGCUUUAAAAACAAAGUUACCCGAAAUACUGUAUUUUUCACGCAACAAAUAUUGAUUAAGCAAGAUCUUGUACUGUAUAUUGUCAUAUUUUUGAUCCUUGAAUUAAAGACGGUACGCUCUAAA